ACACUGACUACCAGUAUGCAAAUUAAAAUUAAUUUAUUCGGCCAUCAUGCAGUGACGAAAUAGCGAUCCAAAGGGGCAACGUAAGCGAAUCUCGGACCCAUGAUGCAAAUAAAGCGUCUUCUGUGCAAGUCCUGCAGCCUGGGCACCCUUCUUGUGUGCAUCGUCUGGCUGCUGGCGCUGCUCUUCUACUCUCACAGUCUGGGGAGCUCCAUUCGAUCGGCGGGCUGGAAGAUCGACGCGGCGAACGCCACCCCAAGGGCGGAGCUAAGCUUUCAAGCCAGGGUCACAACCGGAUGCACACCUAGCCAAGGCGGAAAUGGCACCAGGGACUCCCCAGCUGAGAAUAAGGACUCGCCUGGCGAGAAACUGGAACUCUUGGGAGUGGUGCGCAACAAGCAGGACAAGUACAUUCGCGACAUUGGCUAUAAGCACCAUGCCUUUAAUGCACUGGUGUCGAACAACAUUGGGCUCUUCAGGGACAUACCCGACACUCGGCACAAAGUCUGCGACCGGAGCGAGACUUCCGAAGGAGAGAACCUUCCGCAUGCCUCCGUGGUUAUGUGCUUCUACAACGAGCACAAAAUGACCCUGAUGCGGUCAAUUAAAACGGUGUUGGAACGUACUCCUAGUUACCUCUUAAAGGAAAUCAUCCUUGUGGGCGACCACAGUGACUUGCCCGAACUGGAGUUCCACUUACAUGCGGACCUGCGUGCCCGUCUUAAGUAUCCGAACCUGCGUUACAUUAAAAACGAGGAGCGAGAAGGCCUAAUCCGCUCCAGAGUGAUUGGAGCCCGUGAAGCCGUCGGCGAUGUUCUGGUCUUUCUGGACUCGCACAUCGAAGUGAACCAGCAGUGGCUGGAACCUCUCCUGCGGCUCAUUAAAGCGGAAAACUCCACUCUAGCAGUUCCUGUCAUAGAUCUUAUUAACGCCGACACCUUUGAGUACACACCCAGUCCCUUGGUGCGUGGAGGAUUCAACUGGGGCCUUCACUUCCGAUGGGAGAAUCUUCCAGAGGGCACGCUCAAGGUGCCCGAGGACUUCCGCGGCCCAUUUCGUUCCCCCACAAUGGCCGGCGGGUUGUUUGCAGUGAACCGAAAGUACUUCCAGCAUCUUGGCGAAUACGACAUGGCCAUGGACAUCUGGGGUGGCGAGAACAUUGAGAUCUCGUUCCGGGCCUGGCAGUGUGGUGGUGCCAUAAAGAUUGUCCCCUGCUCCCGAGUUGGACACAUCUUUCGCAAGCGACGUCCCUAUUCCUCCCCGGAUGGAGCCAACACCAUGCUAAAGAACUCACUGCGAUUGGCCCACGUCUGGAUGGAUGACUACAAGGAUUACUACAUCAAGCAUGAGAAGGUGCCCAAGGAUUACGACUACGGAGACAUCAGCGUCCGAGUGAAACUUAGGGAGCGCCUUCAAUGCCACGACUUCUCCUGGUACCUGAAAAACGUCUAUCCGGAACUGCGGGUGCCCGGCGAAGAGUCCAAGAAACCGGCUGCAGCACCCAUCUUCCAGCCUUGGCACUCGCGAAAACGUACCUAUGUCGACUCGUACCAGUUGCGCCUGGCCGAAACGGAACUCUGUGCCGCCGUAGCGGGUCCGAAAGUAAAGGGCUUCUGGAAGAAGGGAAGCCAGCUUCACCUGCAGCCCUGCAAGCCGAUCCCCAGCCAGCUAUGGUACGAAACGGACAAGGCCGAGAUAGUUUUGGACAAGCUGCUCUGCCUGGAGGCGUCGGGAGACGCCCAGGUCACAGUAAACAAGUGCCAUGAGAUGCUCGGUGACCAGCAGUGGCGUCACACCCGCAACUCCAACAGCCCCGUCUACAAUAUGGCUCUGGGUACCUGCCUGCGAGCAGCUGCUCCGGCUUCUGGGGCCAUCAUAAGCCUCGAUCUCUGCUCCAAGACGGGUGGAGGUGGCGGCGGAGCCUGGGACAUUGUGCAGCUAAAAAAUACGGAGGCGGGGAAUCCCAAAAAAGCGGACAAGGCGCUAUGAGCGGCAUGAACAACAAUCGUAUUGCAAUAUUAGACUGAUAACUGUUUAGGUGCAAAGUGUAUUAUGUUUAAAUAGUCAGUAUUUUUCCAUAAAAUUAAAUAAAAACACAGGGGUUUUAUAAAUGCUUAA
This is a messenger RNA of Drosophila bipectinata, 2115 nucleotides long. It is a transcript of the gene Pgant35A, whose product is annotated as polypeptide N-acetylgalactosaminyltransferase 35A. The record is from RefSeq and is a predicted model, not a curated record. NCBI's taxonomy places the organism in Eukaryota, Metazoa, Arthropoda, Insecta, Diptera, Drosophilidae. Gene Ontology annotation, molecular function: Notch binding; polypeptide N-acetylgalactosaminyltransferase activity. Gene Ontology annotation, biological process: regulation of Notch signaling pathway; protein O-linked glycosylation. Gene Ontology annotation, cellular component: Golgi apparatus.